Messenger RNA from Medioppia subpectinata, 273 nucleotides. The record is from the annotation of a GenBank genome assembly. Lineage: Eukaryota; Metazoa; Arthropoda; Arachnida; Sarcoptiformes; Oppiidae.
GCCUGCGAUCCGCCGAAGACCCGACACUCGUGUCACCGAUUCAUAUGGAGACCAACCAUAGGAUUACGACUCUCUUUGGACAACGAGAGGGACAGCACUGCCUGUAGUGACGGAUUGGACGCCGACCUACCGAUGACCCGACAGAGACCCUCAUCAGAGCCCUCGACGGCUGCCAUCACUUCGGAGGACAUCGAGAAAGAGGGCAAAUGUCAUGAGUUUUUGAUGAAAGACCACAAGAAAGUGGAAUCCAUUUCACAAUACGGCGGCGUUUAG